UCACAUAAAUCUGUUAAGCAAACUGACAAGACAGAUAUUGGGAAGCCUAUAAUUAACUCUGGUAAGACUAAACAAAGCAAGCAAAGCACUUUAGAGAAUACAAUCUGCAAGAUUAUUCAAAGUGAACUUAAAUUGAUUUUUUCCGCACUUAUUACCCAAGAUUCUAAAACUGAUACGCUAAAACAAGCACUUCCUAUUCAGGAGCAAAGUGAUGAGAUUCCAAUUACCAAAGAUAUAUUGCCAUAUCUAGAGGAGGUCGAAUAUUUAGAUGAUCCAAUGGAGAUCAAUUUUGUUCAGAAAAAGGAACCAAAAACAAGUGUUGCAACUAUAGAAAAAUAUUGUUGA
This is a messenger RNA of Funneliformis geosporum, 345 nucleotides long. The record is from the annotation of a GenBank genome assembly. Lineage: Eukaryota; Fungi; Glomeromycota; Glomeromycetes; Glomerales; Glomeraceae.